Molecule: messenger RNA, 16676 nt
Organism: Coregonus sp. 'balchen'
Lineage: Eukaryota; Metazoa; Chordata; Actinopteri; Salmoniformes; Salmonidae
Source: the annotation of a GenBank genome assembly
AUGUCAGCGAGCACGAGCAGUGCUGCAGCACCAGCCAACAGCAGAAAAAGAGACAAGUGUAAUCUUCCUCAGGAUGAGUGUACCGGUAGUUGGUUUUGCCUGAACUCAGACACUGUAGACAGAGAGAGGCCUUAGACCAGACACACACACACACAGGGCUGCUGAUGCUCUGUUGCCUGCUCCUGCACAUGACUCACAGCCCUAGAAUGCACAGAUUAAGACAAAAGACUAAGCCUUGCUUGCUUUCCUGCUGGCUACUGUGAGGGUAUAUUUAGGAACUGUUGAGUAAGGUUAACUGAAAUACAACUCAACCAAACAGCAUCUGUUCAACAUCUUUUCACAGUGGAACUCAUCUUAACAGCUUAUUUUCCAACCACUCCAUAUUUUCUCCACGUCUGAUCUCUCAGAGAGCUGAGACCGAUGGAGAUGAAUGGAUGUGCUUGUCUGAGACUGAGGGGCCUUGUUGCUGUAAUUGAGAAAACACAUUAAUCAAAUCAAAUUGUAUGUAUCACAUGCUUGGUAAACAACAGGUGUAGACUAACAGUGAAAUGCUUUGGGAUAAAUAGUAGAAAAAUAAUAACACAAGGAAUAAAUACACAAUGAGUAACAAUAACUAUAUACACAGGGUACCAGCACCGAGUCGAUGUGCAGGGCUACGACAGACAGAAACUAGCUCCUGGCCAUCAGGCCUGUGAGGUGGCACUGCCAACAGACUGACGUGUCCCUGCCAUGUCUCUGACGCAGUCUGGAGUCUGCUCUGACACCAUGAGUGGCAGGUGGGGAGGAGGAUGGCAGGUGGUAUUGGUGGGGGGCCAAGAUGUUGGGCGGUGGGGGUCCAAUCUGCCAUUUAGAACCCAUGAGUGCAAAGUGAUAAUGGAGGGGUGGUUGCGCCAGAGACUGUUAUGGUGCUGUAUAUGUUCCUGGCCCUAACACAGGAGCGUACACACACACACACAGUGCCCUCGGCAGCUCACUAGAGCGUAAAAAUACUGUUAUUAUUUUCUCCUCUCUGUUAACGUCCUAGGGGAUAACCCAAAUGGUGUGAGUUAUGAUAGAACUGGCUGUGGAGACACAGGUAUAUCUCUCUCUCUCUCUCUCUCUCUCUCUCUCUCUCUCUCUCUCUCUCUCUCUCUCUCUCUCUCUCUCUCUCUCUCUCUCUCUCUCUCUCUCUCGUCCCAGUGCUACUGACGUGGCGCGUGUGUGCUGUCUCCUGUGGCUGUGGCCAAAUCCAGUGUAAGAGCUCCAGGCCUGGGGACAUUCAGGCCGUUCCAACAGGGAGGAGGGAUAGAAGCGUGCCUCUUGCCACCACAGGUGCCUCUCAGAGCGGAACUGUCACGCUCACCAGGAGAGAGAGAGAGCGUGAGAGAGCAAAAGAAGAGGCACAGAGCAAGAGAAAACACCCACUGGGCACAGACGUCAAUUCAACGUCUAUUCCACGUUGGUUCAACAUGGAAUAGACGUAGAAUAGACGUGGAAACAACGUUGAUUCAACCAGUGUGUGCCCAGUGGACAAGAGAGGGAGACCAAGAGUGUGAAAGAUAAAAAAGUGAGAGAGAAAAUGCAGAAAGACUGAGAGAAGGAAAGUGAGAGAGAUAAGGAGAGAGAAAGCAAAGGAAAGAGAGAAAGCAACAGAGAGAGCACCAAUGCUGACCUCUCUUUCUCUCUCUCUCUCCACCAUCUCCCUCCCAGUGCCAUCCUUCCAAGCAGGCAGCUAGGCAUUACCCCACCAGCUGCUUCACUUCUCAACAGACUGGCUAACACUCUAAAGGAAGAGAGGGAUGAGAAAAAGACAGAAUGAAACAGACAGGAAAAGAGGGAUGAGGAGAGAGAAUAAAACAGGGAUGGAGAGAGAGAUAUGAUGAGAGAGAGAAAGAGAGCGAGAGAGUGGAUGGGAGAGUGGAGUAGGUAACAGGGAGAGAAAGGGAUGAGUAGGAGAGAGUGAAAUAAGGAGAAAGGGAGUAUAGUAAAAAACCCUAUCAUAUUUAUGUGCUGUGUGUAUAAUGUGGCCAGCUGUACUGGGAUAUUGAUUGUGUAGAUAUUACCUUGGUUUCCUGGCCCCGAGGAGACUGGAUGGGAACUAGAUUUCAUUUGUAGUUAACAGACGAGCAGUACGGAGGCUUGUCAAAUAAUCAACACUGCCGCCCGUGCUCCUUUGCUUUUAAAUUAGCUGCAUUCUCAGCCGCGAUACUGCACAACGCAGCAUUGAUUUUCAUACUCUGGCUUUUGACAUUUAAUUACACAAGUGAGGGGGUGAGAGAGUGAGAGUGAGAUGCUAUUUCGGCGCUCGCGUCUUUGCCGCUCUCUUGGCCAGCGGGUUGGAGAAUUCAUUUGGCAAAAGUAAAUAACUAAUUUCUCCUCAAAAGAGGAAAGCCUGGAGGUGUGUUUAUCACGGAGCAUGGAGAGUGAAAAGCCAGGGAAAAGACACACAGACACACACACACUCAUGCAUCUACACACUGUUCUCUGGGGCUCUGGGCAAGGGGUUGGAAGCCACACUCCAGUGGUUCGCUUUCUGGGUUGUACAUUUCCACAGUAAACUAUAGACCCUGAUUAGAUUAACUAUAGUGGCAACCCUGAUUAGAAGCACCUGCUGCUCAUCGGUUGUUCUGAAUUAAAAGAAAAUUGUAUCUACACGCUGAAGAAGGCGGUAAAGCCGAAACAUCUGUGUACGCUAUUCCUGAUGCAGUGAAAAUAAUUUACAAAAUUGAAUAAAGAAGUAAGCUUUAUGAGACACCUUUUUGUUUAUGGGAGAUGUCAACCUCCUCUGUGCCUCUAUAACUCUAAAUGUACUGUAAACCUGGACUGUAUCUCUUCCCAUAUUGUACUUGUUCUGCCAAUCAAAACCAGAGGGUGCAUAGUACAAACCGCACUAACAGUAUGAAGUGAGUCAUAGCGUGCUGUAGUGUAGAGGCUGUGGAUUGAUAUGGAGGUGUUGGAGGGAGAUGAUGCAGAGAUGAUGAGGGGGUGGAGUAAGGGUAGGGGGUGCCAAGCCUGAACAGUUUUCUUCUAUUGUCUGAAGUGGAGGAGGCAGUGAGCAGCUCCCACGGAAGUGUCAGUCAGCCGGAGCACCGUUUACACUCAGGAGGACUAGGAGACUGUCUGCAGCCCACCUGUCAGAAGAGGUCCUACUGGAGCACAAACACACAACCAGAUAGAUGAAGACAGGUAGAGAUGACACGAGAGAGAGAGAGAGAGAUGACUGUUAUAUGAGUUUCUCAGGUAUCAAGAAUCAAGGAUGCAAGGAUAUACUUAGACAUUCUGUGGAGAUUUCAUACCCAAGUAUUAUUGAAUCACGAGCUCGUGGGUUCAUCUAACAAACGGACAUGGCUUUGCCCUUCGUCAGUUGAACUAACUUGAACAAAGAAGACACUAUCUUAUAUAGCCUUUAUUACCAUCUUCCUGGCAUACAUCUGGCAAGUCUCCAUGGGCACUCCCUGUCUUUGAUGUUCAUCACUCUUUACCCCAAGUCAGUAUCCUGCCCAUCACUUAUGCUAUUCUAAACAUCACUAAUCUACCUUGACAUAAUGGAAUGUAGACUUCAUGGCCCCAAACCACUCAUCUCUUAACUCUUCCUCUGUCCUCACAAUACUAUGACAUGACAUCAUUACAGUGACCAAGAGAACAGGAAAAUGAAUUGCUUUCUGCGCCCAUGCAGGGGCAAUAAGCAGUGAAAAAUAGAGUGAGGCUCAAUAAAGGCUGUGAUAAAACAGAUGAUAGUGCAUUCAUAAUUGAACAUGCAUCGUGUUAUGGCUCCCAGUCUCUCCCUGCACGCCUAUUGCAUACAUACAUUUUUCAACAGCUGCUUUAGAUGCCAAAUGAGACACAUUAAGUCUAUUGUUCAAACUCUCCUUCAGGCUUUACUGCUGUUUCUUUAACUGCUGUGGGUGUGAGAAUGACAACAUGAAUAUGUGCCUGCAAAUCAGUGUGUGUGUCUGCAUGCAUAUGUAUGUGUGUGUGUGUGUGUUUAUUUAUUUAUUUAACCUUUAUUUAACUAGGCAAGUCAGUUAAGAACAAAUUCUUAUUUACAAUGACGGUGUGUGUGUGUGUGUGUGUGUGUGUGUGUGUGUGUGUGUGUGUGUGUGUGUGUGUGUGUGUGUGUGUGUGUGUGUGUACUGCACAGUACAGUAAACCUGAGGAAGAGUAGGAAUGACCUGAAAGCACAAAGGGAGAAGUGGUUGCCCUUGCAAUCUCAAUGACACGUUUGGGGGGGGUAUUGAAAAGCCACUUGUGAUUCCCCCAGCAUGCUCGUUAGUGGCAGGCGAGGACAUGUUAAUGAACAUGUGCUAAUUUAUUGGCCAGCAGGGUCGGCUAUCGCUUAGAGACAGCAACCCAAGGUUCACUUCAUUUGUCUAGCUACAGUAUGGUCUCUCAUUGCUAAUGCCAGAGAGAAGCGCCACAGUAUUGGCCCACUUUGAUAUUCUACUCCCCCCGGCUAUUACUGCCAGCAUGCAGAGUAUCUGUCUGUCUGUGUGAUACUUACCCAUGAAAUGAGAAGGUUGUCUUUGAUUGCUGAGCAGUAAGAGCUGUAUGAACACAGAGGCAUGAAAGGAUGAAAUGCUGCAGGACCAGACCAGGGUCUUAGAUCAGGCAGAGGCAAAGCAACUCAGUCAGAAUCAGCCUUGGUUCAACACUCAGAGAGAGCAGCUCUCUGUGACAGAUAUACAGUACAGAGGUUGAAGGAGGAGUGCUCCUGUCUUUCCUAGGUCAGAGGGUCUGGUGGGCUGGGGGAGUGGGGGGGAGCGAGAGAGAGAGAGGCAGGUAUGAGCUGAGUGAGAGGAGAAAAAGAGAGAAAGUGAAAUUGAGAGAGAGGGGAAGAGCGAGAGACAUAGAGAGAACAGCUGGUCUGAGCUGAGAGAGAAGGGCCUGUGGAGGCCAGAGAAGAACGUUCAUUAAAUAAUGAUAGGCUUUAUUAAUCAAGGGCAGCUGGAAUACUGUGACAAUGAGACUAGGCGGGAGACAGGGUUUGUGUGUGCGUGCUUGUGUGUGUGCAAGUUAUUAAAGGCUCUUAAAAUGGCGAGGGGAAAUAGUGAGUGCAAACUGCAAGCCAACAGUUUGAGUGUUUUAUUUGUUUGUGGUCUGUAGGCUGGACAAAAUCUAAUUUAAUUAGCACUGUACAAUUAGUUUACUAGCAAACACACACACAAACACCCAUACUGCCUCACUCUUUCUAUAUCCCCCUCUCUCCUUGAAAGACUGCAGUACUUGUGUAUGGACUUCAGCCGAGCUGUCACCCUCAUUACACCCUCAUGACACCCUCUUGCAUUACCCAUCUCAUAUGUAUAUACUGUAUUCUAUACUAUAUAUUGCAUCUUAGCCUAUGCCACUCUGAUAAUGACAUUGCUCAUCCAUAUAUUUAUAUAUUCUUAUUCCAUUCCUUUACUUAGAUCUGUGUGUAUUAGGUUUUUGUUGUGGAACUGUUACAUAUGACUUGCUAGAUAUUGCUGCACUGUCAGAACGAGAAGCACAAGCAUUUCGCUACACUCGCAAUAACCUGCUAACCAUAUGUAUGUGAUCAAUACAUUUGAUUUGAUUUGAUUGAUUUUGACACGGCCCAGCACGCCACACACUACCUCCUGUCCUUCUGAUGACUACGCUAACAAAGACAUGCUGGUGUCUGCUCCCUCUCACGCACGCAGGCAGGCAGGCAGACAGGCACGCGCACACACCAGGGACAGAGUACUGAGUUUAAGAUUUUUUCUUUAACGAGUCUGACGCAAAGGAUUUACUCGAGAUACCCGACCAGGCCCAAUUCCCCGUCAUUCGCAUGAAGAGAAGACGCCGAUACAGGGGAUGCAGGUCCGGGUGCCUUGUGAGAACUCGUCGGCGAGUGGGUAACCCGCCUCUACCAUCCGUCCUAUUGGCCAACUUGCAAUCAUUGGAGAAAAAACAGGAUGAGCUCCGUUCAAGAGUAUCCUACCAACGGCACACUAAAAACGAAUAUCUUACGUUUCACCGAGUCGUGGCUGAACGACAACAUGGAUAAUAUACAGUUGGCUGGUUUUUGUGUGCAUCGGCAAGACAGAACAGCUGCCUCCGGUAAGACAAGGGGUGGUGGUCUGUGUCUAUUUGUCAAUAACAGCUGCUGCGUGAAAUCAAAUAUUAAGGAAGUCUCAAGGAAUUGCACGCCUGAGGUAGAGUAUCUCAUGAUAAGAUGUAGACCAUACUAUUUACCAAGAGAGUUUUCAUCUAUAUUUUUCGUAGCUGUCCAUUAACUACCACAACUCGAUGCUAGCGCUAAGACCGCACUCAACGAGCUGUAUAAAACCACAAGCAAACAAGAAAAUACUCAUCCAGAGGCGGCACUCCUAGUGGCCGGGGACUUUAAUGCAAGGAAACUUGAAUUUACAUUUUAGUCAUUUAGCAGACGCUCUUAUCCAGAGCAACUUACAGGAGCAAUUAGGGUUAAGUGCCUUGCUCAAGGGCACAUCUACAGAUUUUUCACCUAGUCGGCUCCGGGAUGAGAACAAGCGACCUUUUUGUUACUGGCACAAUGCUCUUAACCACUAAGCUACCUGCCCCCUCCCCCAGACCCUAGGCCCAUAAAUCCGUAAAUCCUCAUUUCUACCAGCAUGUGCAACAAUAGGGAAAAAAACUCUAGACCACUUUUACUCCACACACAGAGACGCGUACAAAGCUCUCCCUCACCCUCCAUUUGGCAAAUCUGACCAUAAUUCUAUCCUCCUGAUUCCUGCUUACAAGCAAAAACUAAAGCAGGAAGUACCAGUGACACGCUUAAUAUGGAAGUGGUCAGAUGACACAAAUGCUAAGCUACAGGAUUGUUUUGCUUGCACAGACUGGAAUAUGUUCCAUGACUCAUCCGAUGGCAUUGAGGAGUAUACCACAUCAGUCACCGGCUUCAUCAAUAAGUGCAUCGAUGACGUUGUCCCCACAGUAACCGUACGUACAUACCCCAACCAGAAGCCAUGGAUUACAGGCAACAUCCGCACUGAGAUAAAGGGUAGAGCUGCCACUUUCAAGGAGCGGGACUCUAACCCGGAUGCUUAUAAGAAAUCCUGCUAUGCCCUCAGACGAACCAUCAAACAGGCAAAGUGGAAAUACAGGAAUAAGAUUGAAUCCUAUUACACUGGCUCUGACGCUCGUCGGAUGUGGCAGGGCUUGCAAACUAUUACGGACUACAAAGGGAAGCCCAGCCAUGAGCUGCCCAGUGACACAAGCCUACCAGACGAGCUAAAUUACUUCUAUGCGUGCUUCGAGGCAAGCAACACUGAAGCAUGCAUGACAGCACCAGUUGUUCCAGACGACUGUGUUAUCACGCUCACCAUAACCGAUGUGAGCAAGACCUUUAAACAGGUCAACAUUCACAAGGCUGCAGGGCCAGACGGAUUACCAGGACGUGUACUCGGAGCAUGCGCUGACCAACAACCAAGUGUUUUCACUGACAUUUUCAACCUGUCCCUAGCCGAGUCUGUAAUACCUAUGUUUCAAGCAGACCACCAUAGUCCCUGUGCCCAAGAACACCAAGGUAACCUGCCUAAAUGACUACCGACCCAUAGCACUCACGUCUGUAGCCAUGAAGUGCUUUGAAAGGCUGGUUAUGGCUCACAUCAACACCAUCAACACCAUCAUCCCAGAAACCCUAGACCCACUCCAAUUUGCAUACCGCCCCAACAGAUCCACAGAUGACGCAAUCUCUAUUGCACUCAACACUGCCCUUACCCACCUGGACAAAAGGAACACCUACGUGAGAAUGCUGUUCAUUGACUACAGCUCAGCGUUCAACACCACAGUGCCCUCAAAGCUCAUCACUAAGCUAAGGACCCUGGGACAAAACACCUCCCCCUGCAACUGGAUCCUGGACAUCCUGACGGGCCGCAACCCCAGGUGGUAAGGGUAGGCAACAACACAUCUGCCACACUGAUCCUCAACACGGGGGCCCCUCAGGGGUGUGUGCUCAGUCCCCUCCUGUACUCCCUGUUCACCCAUGACUGCAUGGCCAGGCACGAAUCCAACACCAUCAUUAAGUUUGCUGACGACACAACAGUGGUAGGCCUGAUCACCGACAACGAUGAGACAGCCUAUAGGAAGGAGGUCAGUGACCUGGCCGUGUGGUGCCAGGAUAACAACCUCUCCCUCAACGUGAUCAAGACAAAGGAGAUGAUUGUGUACUACAGGAAAAAAAAGAGGAUUGGGCACGCCCCCAUUCUCAUCGACGAGGCUGUAGCUUCAAGUUCCUUGGUGUCCACAUCAACAACAAACUAUCAUGGUCCAAACACACCAAGACAGUUGUGAAGAGGGCACGACAAAGCCUAUUCCCCCUCAGGAGACUGAAAUGAUUUGGCAUGGGUCAAUCAAUCAAUCAAUCAAUCAAUUUUAUAUAGCCCUUCGUACAUCAGCUAAUAUCUCGAAGUGCUGUACAGAAACCCAGCCUAAAACCCCAAACAGCUAGUAAUGCAGGUGUAGAAGCACGGUGGCUAGGAAAAACUCCCUAGAAAGGCCAAAACCUAGGAAGAAACCUAGAGAGGAACCAGGCUAUGAGGGGUGGCCAGUCCUCUUCUGGCUGUGCCGGGUGGAGGUUAUAACAGAACCAUGCCAAGAUGUUCAAAAAUGUUCAUAAGUGACAAGCAUGGUCAAAUAAUAAUCAGGAAUAAAUCUCAGUUGGCUUUUCAUAGCCGAUCAUUAAGAGUUGAAAACAGCAGGUCUGGGACAGGUAGGGGUUCCAUAACCGCAGGCAGAACAGUUGAAACUGGAAUAGCAGCAAGGCCAGGCGGACUGGGGACAGCAAGGAGUCACCACGGCCGGUAGUCCCGACGUAUGGUCCUAGGGCUCAGGUCUCUCAGUUGGCUUUUCAUAGCCGAUCAUUAAGAGUUGAAAACAGCAGGUCUGGGACAGGUAGGGGUUUCGUAACCGCAGGCAGAACAGUUGAAACUGGAAUAGCAGCAAGGCCAGGCGGACUGGGGACAGCAAGGUGUCAGCAUGCCCGGUAGUCCUGACGUAUGGUCCUAGGGCUCAGGUUCUCAGAGAGAAAGAGAGAACGAGAGAAUUAGAGAGAGCAUACUUAAAUUCACACAGGACACUGGAUAAGACAGGAGAAGUACUCCAGGUAUAACCAACUAACCCCAGCCCCCCGACACAUAAACUACUGCAGCAUAAAUACUGGAGGCUGAGACAGGAGCGGUCCGGAGACACUGUGGCCCCAUCCGAAGAAACCCCCGGACAGGGCCAAACAGGAAGGAUAUAACCCCACCCACUCUGCCAAAGCACAGCCCCCGCACCACUAGAGGGAUAUCCUCAACCACCAACUUACAAUCCUGAGACAAGGCCGAGUAUAGCCCACAGAGGUCUCCACCACAGCACAAACCAAGGGGGGGCGCCAACCCAGACAGGAAGAUCACGUCAGUAACUCAACCCACUCAAGUGACGCACCCCUCCUAGGGACGGCAUGAAAGAGCACCAGCAAGCCAGUGACUCAGCCCCUGUAAUAGGGUUAGAGGCAGAGAACCCCAGUGGAGAGAGGGGAACCGGCCUGGCAGAGACAGCAAGGGCUGUUCGUUGCUCCAGAGCCUUUCCGUUCACCUUCACACUCCUGGGCCAGACUACACUCAAUCAUAUGACCUACUGAAGAGAUAAGUCUUCAGUAAAGACUUAAAGGUUGAGACCGAGUCUGCGUCUCUCACAUGGGUAGGCAGACUGUUCCAUAAAAAUGGAGAUCUAUAGGAGAAAGCCCUGCCUCCCGCUGUUUGCUUAGAAAUUCUAGGGACAAUUAGGAGGCCUGCGUCUUGUGACCGUAGCGUACGUAUUGGUAUGUACGGCAGGACCAACUCGGAAAGAUAGGUAGGAGCAAGCCCAUGUAACGCUUUAUAGGUUAACAGUAAAACCUUGAAAUCAGCCCUUGCCUUAACAGGAAGCCAGUGUAGGGAAGCUAGCACUGGAGUAAUAUGAUCAAAUUUCUUGGUUCUAGUCAGGAUUCUAGCAGCCGUAUUUAGCACUAACUGAAAUUUAUUUAGUGCUUUAUCCGGGUAGCCGGAAAGUAGAGCAUUGCAGUAGUCUAACCUAGAAGUAACAAAUGCAUGGAUUAAUUUUUCUGCAUCAUUUUUGGACAGAAAAUUUCUGAUUUUUGCAAUGUUACGUAGAUGGAAAAAAGCUGUCCUUGAAACAGUCUUGAUAUGUUCGUCAAAAGAGAGAUCAGGGUCAAGAGUAACGCCGAGGUCCUUCACAGUUUUAUUUGAGACGACUUUACAACCAUCAAGAUGAAUUGUCAGAUUUAACAGAAGAUCUCUUUGUUUCUUGGGACCUAGAACAAGCAUCUCUGUUUUGUCCGAGUUUAAAAAUAGAAAGUUUUCAGCCAUCCACUUCCUUAUGUCUGAAACACAGGCUUCUAGCGAGGGCAAUUUUGGGGCUUCACCAUGUUUCAUUGAAAUGUACAGCUGUGUGUCAUCCGCAUAGCAGUGAAAGUUAACAUUAUGUUUUCGAAUAACAUCCCCAAGAGGUAAAAUAUAUAGUGAAAACAAUAGUGGUCCUAAAACGGAACCUUGAGGAACACCGAAAUGUACAGUUGAUUUGUCGGAGGACAGACCAUUCACAGAGAAACUGAUAUCUUUCCGACAGGUAAGAUCUAAACCAGGCCAGAACUUGUCCGUGUAGACCAAUUUGGGUUUCCAGUCUCUCCAAAAGAAUGUGGUGAUCGAUGGUGUCAAAGGCAGCACUAAGGUCUAGUAGCACGAGGACAGAUGCAGAGCCUCGGUCUGACGCCAUUAAAAGGUCAUUUACCACCUUCACAAGUGCAGUCUCAGUGCUAUGAUGGGUCCUCAGAUCCUCAAAAGUUAUACAGCUGCACCAUCGAGAGCAUCCUGACUAGUUGCAUAACCGCCUGGUAUGGCAACUGGUCGGACUCCGCCGCAAGGCGCUACAGAGGGUAGUGCAUACGGCCCAGUACAUCACUGGGGCCAAGCUUCCUGCCAUCCAGGACCUCUAUGCCAGGCGGUGUCAGAGGAAGGCCCUAAAAAUUGCCAAAGACUCCAGCCACCCUAGUCAUAGACUGUUCUCUCUGCUACCGCACGGCAAGCGGUACUGGAGCGCCAAGUCUAGGUCCAAAAGGCUUCUUAACAGCUUCCACCCCGAAGACAUAAGCCUGCUGAACAGCUAAUCAAAUGGCUACCCAGACUAUUUGCAUCGACCCCCCCGUUUAUAAACUAUUAUCUAUGCAUUGUUACUUUACCCCUACCUACAUCUACACCACCGGUCAAAAGUUUUAGAACACUUACUCAUUCAAGGGUUUUUCUUUAUUUUUAUAUUGUAGAAUAAUAGUGAAGACAUCAAAACUAUGGAACAACACAUAUGGAAUCAUGUAGUAACCAAAAAAGUGUUAAACAAAUCAAAAUAUAUUUUAUAUUUGAGAUUCCUCAAAUAGCCAACCUUUGCCUUGAUGACAGCUUUGCACACUCUUGGCAUUCUCUCAACCAGCUUCAUGAAGUAGAAUGCAUUUCAAUUAACAGGUGUGCCUUGUUAAAAGUUAAUUUGUGGAAUUUCUUUCCUUCUUAAUGCGUUUGAGCCAAUCAGUUGUGAUGUGACAAGGUAGGGGGGGUAUACAGAAGAUAGCCCUAUUUGGUAAAAGACCAAGUCCAUAUUAUGGCAAGAACAGCGCAAAUAAGCAAAGAGAAACGACAGUCCAUCAUUACUUUAAGACAUGAAGGUCAGUCAAUACGGAACAUUUCAAGAACUUGUGAAGUCGCAAAAACCAUCAAGCGCUAUGAUGAAACUGGCUCUCAUGAGGACCGCCACAGGAAAGGAAGUCCCAGAGUUACCUCUGCUGCAGAGGAUAAUGUCACGAUCGAUUACGGACGAGAAGGACCAAGGCGCAGCAUGAUAUGCAUUCAUAUUUAUUUACGGCUAACACACGACAAAACAACAAACGAAACGUGAAGUCCAAGAUAGCAUACAAACAACAUACCUUACACCGAACAAGAUCCCACUAGUGCCAACAGGCUACCUAAGUAUGGACCCCAAUCAGAGACAACGAGCUACAGCUGCCUCUGAUUGGGAACCACCCUGGCCAACAUAGAUCUAAACGAUCUAGAAACUAAACAUAGAAAACACAACAUAGAAACUACACACCCUGGCUCAACAUUUAAGAGUCCCCAGAGCCAGGGCAUGACAGAUAAGUUCCUUAGAGUUACCAGCCUCAGAAAUUGCAGCCCAAAUAAAUGCAUCACAGAGUUCAAGUAACAGACACGUCUCAACAUCAAAUGUUCAGAGGAGACUGUGUGAAUCAGGCCUUCAUGGUCGAAUUGCUGCAAAGAAACCACAACUAAAGGACACCAAUAAGAAGAAGAGACUUGCUUGGGCCAAGAAACACGAGCAAUGGACAUUAGACCGGUGGAAAUUUGUCCUUUGGUCUGGAGUCCAAAUUGGAGAUUUUUGGUUCCAACCACAGCGUCUUUGUGAGACGCGGUGUGGAUGAACGUAUGAUCUCUGCAUGUGUAUUUCCCACCAUAAAGCAUCGAGGAAGAGGUGUUAUGGUGUGGGGGUGCUUUGCUGGUGACACUGUCUGGGAUUUAUUUAGAAUUCAAGGCACACUUAACCAGCAUGGCUACCACAGCAUUCUGCAGCGAUUCGCCAUCCCAUCUGGUUUGGGCUUUGUGGGACUAUCAUUUGUUUUAAACAGGACAAUGACCCAACACAUCUCCAGGCUGUGUAAGGGCUAUUUUACAAAGGAGAGUGAUGGAGUGCUGCGUCAGAUGACCUGGCCUCCACAAUCCCCCGACCUCAACCAAAUUGAGAUGGUUUGGGAUGAGUCGGACCGCAGAGUGAAGGAAAAGCAGCCAACAAGUGCUCAGCAUAUGUGGGAACUUCUUCAAGACUGUUGGAAAAGCAUUCCAGGUGAAUCUGGUUGAGAGAAUGCCAAGAGUGUGCAAAGCUGUCAUCAAGUCAAAGGGUGGCUACUUGAAGAAUCUCAAAUAUAAAAUGUAUGUUGAUUUAUUUAACACUUUUUUGGUUACUACAUGAUUCCAUAUGUGUUAUUUCAUAGUUGUGAUGUCUUCACUAAUAUUCUACAAUGUAGAAAAUAGUAAAAAUAAAGAAAAACCUUUGAAUGAGUAGGUGUUCUAAAACUUUUGACCAGUAGUGUACAUAUUACCUCAAUUCCCUCGACUAACCUGUAUCGCCGCACAUUGUCUCGGUACCGGUACCCCCUGUAUAUAGCCUCAUAAUUGUUAGUUUAUUGUUGCUCUUUUAUUUUAUUUUUUACUUUAGUUUAUUUAGUAAAUAUUUUUCUUAACACUUAUUUUUCUUAAAACUGCAUUAUUUGUUAAGAGCUUGUAAGUAAUCAUUUACAUUUACAUUUUAGUCAUUUAGCAGACGCUCUUAUCCAGAGCGACUUACAGUUAGUGAGUGCAUACAUUUCCAUACUGGCCCCUGGCAUUUCACGGUAAGGUCUACACCUGUUGUAUUCGGCGCAUGUGACAAAUACAAUUUGAUUUGAUUUGAUCUCUCAUCCUGUGGUCCUGGCGGUGUGGUGUGUGUGUGUGUGAGAGAGAGAGUUUAUGAAGACAUCUGUGUGCUGUUUCAUUAGUCCUGACUCACACUUCACGUCAUGGGGAUAUAUGAGAGCUUCCCGUCAUCGCAACUGUCCCCCAAGGAGUACAUCCCCAACAAAGCCACUGGGUGUGUGUCUCUGUCUCAGGCCUUUAGUCAACACAACAAUUACUAGGCCAUGAUUUACACUGCUUAGCUGAAGACAACAGUGAGCGCUAACACGCUCAAUAACUCAUCGGAAUACAUCUGCAGCACUAAAUAGAUUUAUGCGUCAGAAUAACAUAACAUGAUUAUGAGUGUCCACUCUCCGCCCCAUUUAUCUGUUCCCAUCCCUCCUGUGUCUCAUCACACAAACCCAUCAAACCUCAAUGUCUCAGACUGUUUAUAAUACUGAACUGUACGUAUGACAUGGCGGGGCUAAGAGACAGGGGGCCCUCCCUCUGACAGUGAAGGAGCAUGGAAGAUUGUAUGUUCAUUUACUCUGCAGACACUCCCCCAUCGCAUCAGUCAUCAUCACCAAACCCGUCUGAUCAUUCAGGUAAGCCCUGAUAAUGAUUCUCCCAUUCACUAUAUGGAUUGUAUGAAUUGAAAGUGUCAUUCAAGCCUCUUUGAAAAACAGUUGUUAUGUCCCUACUCCAGCAGGGUUUGGAUCUCUCAUUAAUUUGUAUGCUCACUUAUUUGAUCAAGUAUGCCGCCAGGUUUAAACAUCUGAAUACACACACACACACAAGUGCAUGCACACACACACACCUAGCAUGUGCACGCACGCACGCACCACACACACAAAACUGUAAAUGUAUUGCACAGCAACAAAUCAUUACUUUGAAGUCAUGUACCAUGAGCCCUAAUUAAACUGCCAAGGUUUGCAGCACGCACAACUUAUCAUUACACUGAAUAACAAAAAGUAAUCCAACUCUGAGUGUACAAAACAUUAGGAACACCUGCUCUUUCCAUGAUAUAGACUGACCAGGUGAAUCCAGGUGAACUAUGAUCCCUUAUUGAUGUCACUUGUUAAAUCCACUUCAAUGUAGAUGAAGGGGAGGAGACAGAUUAAAGAAGGAUUUUUAAGCCUUGAGACAAUUGAGACAUGGAUUAUGUAUGUGUGCCAUUAUGAGGGUGAAUGGGCAAGACAAACGAUUUAAGUGCCUUUGAACGGGGUAUGGUAGUAGGUGUCAGGCACACCGGUUUGAGUGUGUCAAGAACUGCAACGCUGCUGUGUUUUUCACGCUCAACAGUUUCCCGUGUGUAUCAAGAAUGGUCCACCACCCAAAAUACAUUGUCACGAUCGUCGUAAUGAGUGGACCAAGGCGCAGCGUGAAAUGCGUACAUCUGAGUACUAUUAACAAUAACAAAACAACAAAACAAUAACAUAAACACAAACCUACACGGAAAAAGAUCCCACAAAAGACAAGUGCACAACAGGCUGUCUAAGUAUGGUUCCCAAUCAGAGACAACGAGCCACAGCUGUCUCUAAUUGGGAACCACCCCGGCCAACAUAGAAACACAUAAACUAGAACAAGAACAUAGAAAACGAAACAUAGAACCUAACACCCAGAAACUAACACAUAGAAACUAACACCCUGGCUCAACAUAUAAAAGUCCCCAGAGCCAGGGCGUGACAGACAUCCAGCCAACUUGACACAACUGUGGGAAACAUUGGAGUCAACAUGGGCCAACAUCCCUGUGGAACGCUUUCGUCACCUUGUAGAGUCCAUGCCCAGACGAAUUGAGUCUGUUCUGAGGGCAAAAAGGGGUGCACCACAAUGUCAGGAGGGUGUUCCUAAUGUUUUGUACCCUCUGUGUACAUGUAUAUUAUUUUGAGUUGAGUGUAAUUUCACUGAAUAUUCAACGGAUGAUAAAUGUGAACCUAUUCAACCCCUACAAACCACUCCACUCUAGAUUUAAUUGCAGUUGUAUUGCAGAGUCCUAAUUAUGCUGAAUGGAUGUGAAUAAUGAGUCUGGCCACAGCUCUCCCUGGGUGAGUAAUAGUGAACAGUGAAACCAGCUGUGGAGGGCUGCAAUGAUCAGAGGCUUCCCUGUCUGUAGUAAGCACCAGGCUGCACAGUCUGAUGGCCAAUCUGUAGACCAUGCUGUCUAGACCAUGCUGAAGUACUAUAUUGAGUCCAUGUAAAUAAUACAUGUACCCAUUACUGUACCUACUGUAUCCUACCCAGUACCCACUAGACAGUAAACUUAAUUUGAUUCAUGUGUAUCUUCUCUCUCCCUGUCUGUACUGUGUGUUUGCAGACAGCUUGGCGGCUCCUGUCAAUGUGACCAUCAAGGCUCUGAAGGCCAACUCUGCUGUGGUGACAUGGGACAUCCCCGAGGGGGACCUCGUCAUCGGCUUCGCCAUCACACAGCAGGUGAGAGAGAGGGAGCGCAGUGCGGGUGGGAGGAGACCCACACGCACAGACACACACACACACACACACACACUCACGCCAACAGGAGAUCAAAUAGUACUUCUCACCAAUCGUUACCCACCGUCUCUCCAUGGCGUCCCUGCGUUGCCGGCCAGCUGCUUGUUUUGCGGAACCGUUGUGUCACGGGACGUUGUGUUGCCGGAACGAUCCCGUCAGAGCGCCUGUCUCCUCGACAACAGCAGUGGACAAUGGCAGCUGUGUAAAGAGGGAAAGCAAUAACAUUUCCCACUUGCACACAGUCACUCUACCCUGCACAAUGGUUAGGCUCCAUUCUAGCCCAUCAGGCAGAUGAUUUCCUGGUCCCAGAGGCCCAGCUAAGAGCCCUGAUCCUGCCCAUCUCCUGACUGAUGCCCCCUCUCUCCACUCCUCCACAUACAGCUCCUCCACACAGUCUAUUUCUGUCUACCAUUACUGUACAGUAUGUGAUAACUGGGAGUGAAGAGACUUCUAUUCAACAUCAGUGGAUAGUUUUGUGAUACACUGCUCACUAAAAGCCCCUCUGUGAUAAUGUGCCAACAGAAGAAGGACGUGCGCAUGCUGCGCUUCAUCCAGGAAGUGAACACCACCACCCGCUCCUGUGCAUUAUGGGACUUGGAGGAGGAGACCGACUACAUUGUGCACGUGCAGUCCAUCAGCGUGAGUGGGCCCAUGAGUCCGCACAGCGAACCCCUGCGCUUCCGCACAACCAAGGAGGCCGAGACACAAGCCUCCAAGAGUAAAGGUAAAAAUCUCAACAAACCUCACACACACACACAACUUUAG